Messenger RNA from Chiloscyllium plagiosum (whitespotted bambooshark), 2008 nucleotides. Lineage: Eukaryota; Metazoa; Chordata; Chondrichthyes; Orectolobiformes; Hemiscylliidae. The record is from RefSeq and is a predicted model, not a curated record.
ACAUCCCAACUCAUAUACUCAAUGCACUGACCAAUAAAGGCAAGCAUUCCAAAUGCCUUCUUCACUACCCUGUUUAUCUCUAACUCUACCUUCAAGGGAUUACCCCACUAUAACCUCUGCCCUGGCAAUUAUCUCCUUUCAUCUCCAUUCAUGUCAUAGGAAUUUAGCAAUGAGUUGUUAACUGAUCAUGACAGACACUAGGAGCUCAGGAAGAGCAACCUUUGACAGACAAGUUACACAGUAACAACUUCUAAUCCUGCGGCCUACCUACGCUCAGUUUGCUUCUCAUAACCUGCUCUCGCCAAUUCUUGGCCUUGCUUUAAGAUGUUACCCAAACCUAAUUCUCGGCAAAUACUUAUUCUCUUGUUUUAUACAGCUUCUUCCUUGGCUCAGCCUCAACACUUGUCAGAUCACCUCUUUGGAAAGCAAUUUGUAACAUCUUACCACAACCAAAGGUACUUUAUCAGUGCAAGUUAUCGCCUCCCACUGAAGAAAUCGGAUCAAGGAUUUAGAAUCAAGAAAAUGAAUAGAACACAUGACACAACUUCAAAUCAUACCUUCUGCUCAAGAGACAGCAAGAUUGCAGAAGUGGUUUACCCAAUACUCUAUUCGAUCAUUUUCAUUAUCAGCUUCACAUUAAACAGCCUGGCAAUCUGGAUAUUCUUCAAGAUUAAGAAAACGCGGAGUUUUGAUUUCUACCUUAAAAACUUGGCAAUGUCUGACUUGUUAAUGACUCUCACGUAUCCAUUUAAAAUACUCAGCAAGUCAGACCUUGCACCCUGGCAACUAACCUGGUUUGUGUGCCGCUAUUCAGAGGUGAUUUUCUAUCUGAGCAUGUACGCCAGUAUACUGUUCCUCAGUCUGAUCAGUCUGGACAGAUGCCUGAAAAUUGUGAAUCCAUUCAGGAAGUCCAAAAUGCAUGACAUCAACCGCGCAAGGAUGUUUUCAGCUGGAGUGUGGCUACUUGUCCUGGUCUUGGGGGUUCCAAACAGCAUUCUCACCAACAAAAAGGCCACCGCAGAAAACGUGAAGCACUGCAACUCGCUUAAGAGUCCUUUCGGGAAGCACUGGCACGAGGCAGCGGUCUACAUUUGCACAGGGAUAUUCUUCAUUGGCUUCCUCAUCCUAGUUGUUUGUUACAUCUUCAUCAUGAAGGAAAUCCUUAAGUCAAAGAAAACAUUCAGCACUGCCACCAACAAAAACUACAAGAUGAACCAAAACAUAGCCUGGGUUGUUGCAGUUUUUUUCAUCUGUUUUGUGCCUUAUCACCUUUGGAGACUGUCAUUCACCGUUGGUCAGAUGCAUGGAAACUUCAGCUGCUCAGUAGAAAGUGUCUGGUUUCACGGGAGAGAGUUCACGCUAUUCCUGGCUGCUUGCAAUGGAUCCCUCGACCCCAUCAUUUACUUUUUCAUGUCCAAGUCUUUCAAAGAGUUGCUACUCCAAAAGAUUCACAUUAAAACAGAAAUUCCAGACAUACGACUGCGUGGCGGUUAUAAGAGAGCUAACGGUCACGUCAGCUAUGACAGCACAGUGUAAGACAACGGCACAAAUAAGCCUUUACCAGCAGCGAGUGAGCAGACCACCCUGCUAUUCAGUGAAGCCAAUGCUCUUUGCAAUUCUGCACCUCCAUUAUUUGACCAAUGCAGAGUUUAGACAAGCAGAGAAACAUAUGAAUUCCGAUGAGGAGCUGGCCAUUCAGCCCCUCCAGCCUGCCCUGCCAUUUGAUAAAAGCAUGACCUCAAUCUACUUUCCUGUCUACCUCCUAUUACCUGCUCUGCACAUGUUCUCUGGCCCAAGAUGGCUGUUAUGAAAAUUGUGCUUUACAAGAGAAAGAUGCCAUAUUUUGUGGCAACCAAGUUUGCAUGCCAUGUGAACCGUGCAGCAGUUGCAAGUGGAGGAGGGCCUUGGUGGAGGGGGACCGGAUGGGUCUGUCGGAGAGGAAGAAGCGGAGGGCCUGGAGGCUGUCCACCAAAACAUCAACUUCUCCACCUCCUGGUGCUGUCUGGCU